This is a messenger RNA of Colletotrichum fioriniae, 1632 nucleotides long. RefSeq lists its product as uncharacterized. NCBI's taxonomy places the organism in Eukaryota, Fungi, Ascomycota, Sordariomycetes, Glomerellales, Glomerellaceae. The record is from RefSeq and is a predicted model, not a curated record.
AUGUUUGCUCCCAUGCCACGCAGAAACGUGGAUGGGCCAGUCCCCCACGCCAAGUGGCCGACAGUCGACGCCUUCCGCCCAACAUCGACAUCGUCACCGUGGGAUGUGGAUGAUUCUACGGCCCAGACCGUUAGCAAGCUUAACUGUGUCUUCGGUUUCCGGCCACCAAACGCUUACGCCAAGCAACCACCUCGAACAUCCCCCGAUGAAGUAUCCAGGUAUUCUCCUGACCUCCAACAUCUACGUAUAGACCAGACCCCCGAGCUACGACAAGACACCCCUUCGGAUGUGCGGACACGGACGUCUUCCUUUGGACCAGAGACGCCUCCUACCAAGUUCGACUCAUACUUUGCGUCUGAACCGGCCGUGAAGCCCCCAACACCAAGUCGGCCUGUCCAUGCCCAUCUACGCUCUCACUCGGAUAGCUGCAGCGUCACAAAUCUCUGGUCAGAUAGCCAAGGCGCAUAUCGACUCGGGGGUGAAGCAACGUCACAUCAUGGGAUCGAUACCAAGCAACAGGGUUAUCUUGACGCAGCGACAUCUCGCUCGGGAGAUAACUCUCAGCCUCAACGUCGGCCGCGUGAGGCAUCAUCGCCUCACCAAAACUACACAGUCACCCUCACCCGCAACAACCGCGCCGUUACCCUCAUCCUACAGCAAGGCCGCCCAACAAAGCAAGGACAAGCAACCAUAACCUGCUAUCGCCAAACUUCCCUGGCUCUGGGUGGACCCUACGCCGAAUUCUUCAAGGCGUCCGAGGCCCUAGUCCUUCUGCAGCACAUGGUGAACGCAUCAUCAAUGUCCUUUGUACCCUUUAGCAAGCGGGAACGCUCCGAGUUGAUGCUCCGCAUGCGAACAUCGCCAGACGCCAUGAUUCUCGGCGAACCUUGUUCCAACGCCCGCGCGUGGACGAGCUUCUUCUCCACGGAACUAGGUGCUGGGACGGCCUGGGAGGUGGGCACCGUCAUUUUCCCCUGGAAGGUGCUCGAGAGGCUGAUGAGCUCUCUCAAUUCCGAAUUCGCGCGCAAGAGGAGAGUGCAGUCCCGCGCCGCCGCGGCAUUUAACAGACGCGAGGCGGAAGAGCAUGCGGGACCUAGAGGAGGACGUGGAGGCGCGGCCUUUCAGCACAGCUACAGCCACUCCUACGACUCGCGCCCCGUAUCUCUGCACCUCGCCGGUGCAGAGCAUGGCAACCUCGAAGCAGCAGCAGCAGCUGGGGACCGCAGCUCUGUGGCAUCUGGGUCACCGCCCCCUCGGACACCAACAGAGAUCCUCCCACCCAAGCUGCAACUCUUAUCGGAGCAGCGCAACCCUCAGCUUCACCAGUCUCCUCCUCCUCCGCCUCCUCUGGCGGCCCUCACAGUCGCGCAAAUCCGAACGCGCAGACGCCAGCACUCAGAGCCUGCCAUCCGACGCCUAAGCCUAACGCCGCCGCGCAUCUCGCUACUCAAAUCCAACAAUCUACGUCGGUUGCACGCUUCUUCAACGCCGACGCGGCUCGAGUUUUACGACUCGAUCCGGGCGUGGCCUGCUAGUUCGCACCGGGCACGUGUGAGGCUACCACCGUGCUCGCGAUUUCUAGAGAUGGUUGAGGACCAGGGGGCUGAUUCUCAUAAUCCGAUUGUGGUUUGA